AUGAUGUUCCCCAGUGUCAUUGCCCCUUCAGCUAUGUAUCCGGGUCUGCUGCGGCCGACCCCAACCCUGACUCUGCCCCAGACUCUACAGUCCGCCUUCUCCUCGCAUGCAGUCGGGGCCAGUUUCCUGGUGGAAGACCUGCUGAGGAUCAGUCGGCCAACCGGCUACCUGCCCCGCUCUGUUUCCCACAGCCUCCCGGGGAACGCCAGCCCGGUGUCAGCGGAACAGGUCAGCAUGGGCAGCUCGGUACCUGCUGGAAGCUGCUCCCCGCAUCCCGCUGUCUCUCCCAGAAACGAUUCUAGUCACCUCAAGUUCGGUGUUCACGCUAUCCUUUCCUCAACCCCAAGAACCGAAACGCCCCAUCCGCUGAUGCAGGGACUUUCGAGGCCGAAGACAUUGUCCUUCCCUUACUUUGAAGGCACUUUCCAGCCCUUUCUCCGUUCCUCAUACUUGCCAGUCUCUUCCUCAGUGGUGCCUAUCCCUGGGACCUUCUCUUGGUCCCUGGCCACCCGGGGCAAGCCCAGGAGAGGGAUGCUACGUCGGGCUGUUUUCUCAGAUGUACAACGGAAAGCUUUGGAAAAGAUGUUCCAGAAACAGAAGUAUAUCAGCAAACCCGACAGGCGCAAACUGGCAGCGAAAUUGGGACUGAAAGACUCCCAGGUGAAGAUUUGGUUCCAGAAUAGACGAAUGAAGUGGAGAAAUUCAAAAGAAAGGGAGCUGUUGUCUGCUGGGGGCUGCCGAGAGCAAACUUUGCCCACAAAGUUAAACCCUCACCCUGACCUCAGCGACGUGGGUAAGAAGUCACCUUGCGGGCACCUGUCCGGGGACGAAGAGGAGACGAGCUACAGAGACAGUCCUAAAUCUUCCAUAUGCCACUCGCCAGGGUACAAGGAUAACAUAGACACACACCUUCGCCUCUUAUCACACCAGCGCACUGACCCCCAUACGUACUUCUCAGAGGAAGAGGAGGAGGACAAAGAGGAGGAAAUAACCGUCUCGUAAACACCCGUCUCCUCCAGCUCACUUUGCGAACGGACACUUUCGAUAUUCGCGAAGGAAGAGAGGAAAAUACAAAGUUGUUUCUACGCCCGAGAUGCUGUGUCUGCGCAGCUUCAGUAAUCUGUAUACAGUUUGCUUUUUGUACAAAUGACAAGUUGUGUGAAUAUUUUAUUACAAGAUUAUUAUGAAUGACUUAUACCUAUAGUUUGAUUAGAUUUUAAUUGAAAGUUUGCAAACGUUUUAAUGACUUAACUUGCAAAUGUAGACUU
Messenger RNA from Rhincodon typus (whale shark), 1268 nucleotides. RefSeq names its product homeobox protein DBX1. The coding region runs from base 1 to 1002 and encodes 333 amino acids. The transcript has 4 exons. The record is from RefSeq and is a predicted model, not a curated record. Gene Ontology annotation, molecular function: DNA binding; DNA-binding transcription factor activity, RNA polymerase II-specific. Gene Ontology annotation, biological process: regulation of transcription by RNA polymerase II; cell differentiation in spinal cord. NCBI's taxonomy places the organism in Eukaryota, Metazoa, Chordata, Chondrichthyes, Orectolobiformes, Rhincodontidae.